AUGGGGAAGAUCAUCUUUUACGAAGAUAAAAACUUCAAGGGUUGCUCAUAUGAGUGCAACUGUGACUCUGCUGAUUUGCACUCCUUCUUCAGCCGAUGCAAUUCCAUCCGUGUGGAGAAUGGAAACUGGUUGAUCUAUGAGCAUCCCAACUACAAGGGACACCAAUACUUCCUGAAGAAGGGAGAAUAUCCUGAUUACCAACAGUGGUUGGGCUUCAAUGACUCUAUUAGGUCCUGCCGCUUGACACCACAACAUCGAGGUGCAUUCAGAAUCAGGGUUUACGAGAAGGAAGAUUUUGGAGGCCAUAUGAUGGAAUUUACAGAAGACUGCCCACAUGUCCACGAGCAAUUCCAUUACAAUGACAUUCAAUCAUGCAGUAUUCCUGAAGGACAAUGGAUUUUCUAUGAAGAACCCAACUACAAAGGACGACAAUAUUAUCUGAGACCUGGAGAGUACAGGAGGUUUUCUGACUGGGGUGCAAACAGUUCCCGAGUCGGCUCCUUCAGGAGGGUCCUAGAUUUCUAUUGA
Molecule: messenger RNA, 528 nt
Organism: Nanorana parkeri
Lineage: Eukaryota; Metazoa; Chordata; Amphibia; Anura; Dicroglossidae
Product: gamma-crystallin 1-like
Exons: 3
Coding region: 1-528 (175 amino acids)
Biological process (GO): lens development in camera-type eye; visual perception
Molecular function (GO): structural constituent of eye lens
Source: RefSeq, a predicted model, not a curated record